AACAUGCCUACACGAAUCACAGACAAAACCACAGCAGCUAAACAAACACCAAGCGAACGCUCAUCAUUUCCCCCGCGCCUCCAGGACAGAGAGACAGAAGAGACACGGUCCCCAAUAAAGAAAAAGGACUAGGUAGGUACGGUACUUCUAGGUACGUCGUCGUCACACACACACGCCUACUUCCUACACACCUGCGCUCCCGUCCAGUCCAGUCCCGCCCCGCUUCGGCCCGCGCAACGACAUCCACUGGGCUGCAUCCAUGCACACACCUAGGUCCAUGUCCCCGUUGCCGCCCCAGCCCCAACGAGCCGAACAGCCGCCCUCGCUCGUCUGGACUCGUCCAUCCCCUUCCCUCCCCUCUGCAUCCCCACACACCACCACACCCCACCGCACCCCACGACGAAGCGCUCGCUCACCCCCACAAACAACAGCAACAGGUACCUCCUCCCCCCGCCCCAGCCACGCACGCACACACGCGCAGAGACGCAGCGUAAGCGGGCCCGAGAAGAAGACAAGAAAACAGGAAAACAACAACGCAAAAUCAGGAUUUCGGCCAGCAACAGCAAGAAAAAAGCAAGGUCAGAGACAGCUAAAGGUUAGAGACAGAGAAGUGAAGAACGCGGAAACGAAAGAGGGAAAAGAAAAACCAAACCACAGCUGCGAUUCGCCCGCACCUCGCCGUGCUUGCCCGUCCAGGGGAGGCACAGAAACAGGCGUGCAGCCCUGGGCCGAGCGUGUGCUACCGGCUUCGAUGAUAGUAGUAAGUAGUAGUAGUAGUGGUCGUAGUCGUAGUAGUUAUUGUUGUCCGAGCAGCGAGCUGGUGUAUGCAUGCAGUCCCCCCUCCCAAGCAGACCAAACAAACAGCAGAAAAGAGCGUGAGGGAAAGCGAAGUCGAAGCAGAUGUGCAAAAACAGAUACCCCGCCCGCACUCGACUGUACGCUCAUGCCUGACGGACGGGCUGUCAAUGCACAGCCCGUCGCGUCCGUAUCGAUAUGAUUUGUGGAGAGCGCCCAAGUGAGAAGAAAAGGGGAAAGACAGCAGCCACCAAUUCCCAUGGUUUUUCGUCGCUUUGGAGACGGAUGUCAAAGAGACUCCCGGCCCCGACGCUCGUGGG
Molecule: messenger RNA, 1115 nt
Organism: Aplosporella prunicola CBS 121167
Lineage: Eukaryota; Fungi; Ascomycota; Dothideomycetes; Botryosphaeriales; Aplosporellaceae
Exons: 2
Coding region: 260-997 (245 amino acids)
Source: RefSeq, a predicted model, not a curated record